AUGUCUCAAGAAAUUGAACAUUUUUACUCUCGAAAUCGAAAUUAUCCUAACGCUCAAGUUCCUUUGACUAGCAUUGAGCAAGAUUUUUAUACUGAGCAAUCUCGGCAAAAUGAUAAGCAAAAUUUCAAUAAACAUAAAGAGAAUACUCGGUUAGAAAGAAUGCGUACUUAUUAUUAUCAAACUACAAUUCAUGCUUUAGAAAAACUCAUUGAUUUACAAUUUCAAAUAAUUAAUAGACAAGACAGAUUUAUCAAUUCUUUAUGUUUUGUCUUUGGAUUAAAUUUUGUUAUAAUUUUAUUCUUUAUAGUUUUAUUUGUUCUAAAAUUUCAAUGUAAUUUCAAAAAUUAA
This is a messenger RNA of Rhizophagus irregularis DAOM 181602=DAOM 197198, 348 nucleotides long. RefSeq lists its product as uncharacterized. Lineage: Eukaryota; Fungi; Glomeromycota; Glomeromycetes; Glomerales; Glomeraceae. The record is from RefSeq and is a predicted model, not a curated record.